Daldinia loculata is the source of this 2362-nucleotide messenger RNA. RefSeq names its product transmembrane amino acid transporter protein-domain-containing protein. The record is from RefSeq and is a predicted model, not a curated record. Gene Ontology annotation, biological process: amino acid transmembrane transport. Gene Ontology annotation, cellular component: vacuolar membrane. NCBI's taxonomy places the organism in Eukaryota, Fungi, Ascomycota, Sordariomycetes, Xylariales, Hypoxylaceae. The coding region runs from base 374 to 1942 and encodes 522 amino acids. The transcript has 9 exons. Gene Ontology annotation, molecular function: amino acid transmembrane transporter activity.
ACCUACCUAACAGGAACAAUCAUUAGGCGUAGCGUCCUGUUGAAUAUAGGUAGCAAGGCAAGUCGCGACUGUAACAUAACAUUUGAACUUAUAAACUUACCUUCUACACCCCGUCUUCUUGAAUCCUUAAGGUAGCUUCUUUCUCUCGUCUCAUCAACUUGUUUGUGCUUGAAGUGUAUGUUUCCGCUUCCGUGCCUACAUGUUGCUCUCGGCCGCGUCAUAACGUCAUACCUCUCCCCGUUACGUGUGCGACCGUUUUAAGAUUUAACGACUACCUAGUUGAACUCACGCUCACGCUCACGUCUCAUUCUACCCGGUACUCGCUUAGUUCUUCUAAUUUAUACAGUAUCCGCCAAUUCUUAAACUGGUCAAUAUGAAGGCAGAAUACUCGGACGAGCCGUUGACCUACGACACCCACGAGACCGCCAUACCCACUGGAUGGUCAGCUUGGUUUGGUGGCCCUAAUGUUAAGAUAGGCCCUCGUAUCGCUCCUCAGAUAGCGCCAAUCAGCACCGAUGUUCACGGUUCUUCCAGUAAUCUCAGUAGCGAUGCAAUUCUUAACAAGCAGCUUGAAGAAGAGGCCGGUCAUGCUAUCCAGUAUCGUACUUGUAGCUGGCAAAAGACGGCCGCAUUGUUAUUUUCUGAAUAUAUCUGUCUCGCAAUUAUGAGUUUUCCAUGGUCCUACAGCGUCCUCGGGCUCGUCCCAGGGCUUAUUCUCACCGUAGUUCAAGCUCUUUUAGUAUUAUAUACUUCUAUUGUCUUAUGGGAAUUCUGUCUUCGACAUCCCGAAGUUAGAGAUGUAUGUGAUAUUGGUCAGAUGCUCUUCUGGGGUCAGAAAUGGGCCUGGUAUUUCACGGCUUUCAUGUUUAUCUUAAACAACACCUUCAUUCAGGGUCUCCAUGUCCUCGUUGGAGCCAAAUACCUUAAUACGAUGGUUGGCCCGGACGCUGGUAUCUCGUGCCAGACUGUAUCUUUCGGCGCCAUUGUUGCUGUUAUUUGCUGGCUUUCGUCGCUGCCUCGCACCUUUAGUAUGCUUUCGAAGCUUGGUACUGCAUCGGCAGUGUUCACGUUCGUCUCGGUCAUCCUUGCUACAAUAUUUGCCGGUAUUCAGGACCACCCGGCGGGCUUUAACGCAGAGCCGGCUACCAGCCCUGCUACUGGCGCAGCAUUGCCCUUCGGCAAUCCAAUUGUCACAGCUGUACCUAUCCUGGGUACUACGUUCGUCUCCGGCUUGGGAGCUUUUCUUAACAUUAGCUAUACUUUCAUCGGGCAGAUUACACUUCCCAGUUUCAUUGCCGAGAUGCGUGAGCCGAAAGAUUUCCCUAAGGCCCUUUGGGCAUGCACGAUUCUCGAGAUUAUCGUCUUCAGUGUCGUUGGUGCAGUCACAUAUGCGUUUGUAGGCAACCAGUAUAUGACCUCGCCAGCUUUUGGAUCCUUGAUCCCGCUGUACAAGAAGGUCGCUUUCUCAUUUAUGAUCCCUACGAUCAUAUUCUUAGGCGUCUUGUAUGCUUCGGUCUCAGCUCGAUUCAUCUUCUUUCGAAUUUUCCAGAACACUCACCACAAGAAUGAGCACACUCUCAUUGGUUGGGGCACUUGGACUUUGAUUCUAUUCGUCACUUGGGUUCUCGCUUUCGUGAUCGCUAACUCGAUCCCAUUCUUCAACUCUCUCCUCGCCCUCAUGUCCUCGUUGUUUGAUUCAUUCUUUGGUUUCAUUUUCUGGGGUCUUGCUUAUUUCCGCAUGCGAAAAGCCGAUGGUGCCGUCGCAUUGCUCAAGGACCGUUCAUUCCGCGGGUGGUUUGAGGGUAUCCUCAACAUUAUUAUUAUCCUGACCGGUCUUUUCUUCUUAUCGGCUGGAACAUACGCUAGUGUCCAGGGCAUUUUAGACGAGUUUGCUCUGGGUACAGUUGGAACUGCGUUCCAAUGCGCGAGUAAUGGCAUUUGAAAAAGCAUUUACGUGUUUGCAUUUUUUUCAAGAAUAGGCGAUACCCACGGACGAAUAUACGUUUGAGCAUAACAAUAAAAUAGGAAUGUUGUCAUAGGUUGGAGGAUGAUGGAUAUACAGAAGUUUGGUUGAUGUUUAGACUGCUGCAGUCACUCAACUAAGACCUUGCAGUUGGAAUAGAAUUGGGAUUGGCAUUAUUACAGAGCUACAUACAGUAAUGCAGGGGGGUACUCAGGUUCCAGCAUAUAUUGGGAAGCUUUAAAGAGCAUAUAAUAUACAACUACAACCAUGGCUACUCCCUGGUAUUUUCUAGCCAUAGUUCCAAUUCUUAGGCUUACACAUUUUAUAAUCGAGCUAAUUUCGCUACAGGUAUCUAUCCUCACCUAGCGUUCUAUUAGGCGCACGCUAAUUUACCGGUGG